AUGAAUGUUGGGUCAAUUUUGAAUAACGAUUCACCAGGAGCUUCCAAUGAGAAUGAGAAGAGUCCUAAAGUACCCCUUGCUACUAGACCCCCAAUGCCAUCAGUGCAUGAACGUCAUUCAAUAACUAGUAUGUUGAAUGAUGCUCCAUCAGCGCCUGCUGUUCCAGUUCAGAAGCAAUCGGAUUCAAAUAGCGAUUCUGAUUUUAGAAAGCCAAGUAUAAGUCUGUUGACUUCACCAAGUGUAGCCCAUAAACCAGCACCACCACCAUCAACACCACAAGCAGCACAAACAUCUCAGCCACAACCGCAAACUUUGAAUCUGGCCGGAAGUAGUGGUCAUUCAAGUGCAAGAUCUUCACCCGUAGUUCCGAAAAGAAACUCAAUUGCGAACAUUAUUGAUGCUGCUGCUGUUGAUGAAAACACACAUCAAGAUAGCUCAAAUGUUGAAGAACGUGUUAAAACAGAUAUACAAGAGAAUGAACCAGCACCUACACCAGCACCUGCACCUGCACAAACUUCAGAGGUUAGCGAUGACCCAGAUUCCAAAUCUAGCGAGACAUCGACGGAUGAAGUGAAAACAACAAUUGCCAAAGAAGAAUCAACCACGACUCUUCUUGAUGACCAAGAUGAUGAUUUAACUAAGAUAAAGAAACUUAAACAAUCAAAGAAACCAAGACGUUAUGAUACUCCACCAAUUUGGGCACAAAGAUGGAUUCCUCCAAACAAGGCUGACCAAGAUCAUCAUAAUGGCCCUAUUGAUAAUUCAAAUGGAACUACUACUAGGCUUUCUAAUAAACCAGUGUUUGAUUAUACUACUACCAGAAGCUUGGAUUUGGAAUGUAGUAUAACAGGGGUUAUUCCACCAAGUCCUUUGACUCGUACGAUUGCUGAGUGGAUUUAUGCAAACUUUUCAAAUAUCGAAGAGAAGAACAAGAGAAAUGUUGAAUUGGAAUUAAAGUUUGGAAAAAUCAUUGAUAAAAGAACCGGAAAUAGACUCGAUUUGAGUGUGGUUACAGAAUGUAUUUAUACUGAUCAUUCAAACACUCGUUUUGAUAUGGAAGUUGAAGAGAUUGCUUGGAAGGAAAUCAAAAAAUAUUUUGAAGAAUUAGAAAGAUUGUAUCAAGAAGACAAAAGAGAGAAACAAACAACUAGAAAGUUCAAUAUGUUAGAUUCAGAUAAUACUGAUACAUUUUACCAACUUGGUAACAAGGGUGAACAUCUCAGGAAAGUACGUAUAUCGAAGGACAAUUUAUUAUCACCUCCAAGAUACACCGCCAUUCAGAAAGAACGUAUUGCUGAUUUGUACAUUCAUAAUCCCCAAUGUAUGUAUGACUUGCGUCUUUCAUUGUCCUUGGAAAUUCCUGUACCCGAAGGGAAUAUAGAAACAAUCAUGUCAAAGAAUGAGCCAAUGAUGACUAGAGAGAAAAAGAGAACAACGUAUACUCAUGCACCAACCAUAACUCAGUUUGAUUUAACCAGAGUUCUCAUUCCCCGUGAGUCGAAAAAUAAAGUUGGUAAGAAAGUUAUUCAACAUGAUAUCAAAUAUGAAGUGGAAUUGGAAGUCGAUACUUUGGAGAUUUUUAGUGCUAUAGAAAAGAUUACUUCGGGUGUUGAUAAUUUUAGAUUGGAAGAGUUGGUUGAAGUGUAUUUGAAUAAUGCACGUGUUUUGAAUAACCGUGUCAAUAAGAUUGCCAUAGCAUAG
Molecule: messenger RNA, 1701 nt
Organism: Candida tropicalis MYA-3404
Lineage: Eukaryota; Fungi; Ascomycota; Pichiomycetes; Serinales; Debaryomycetaceae
Gene: CET1
Product: polynucleotide 5'-phosphatase
Exons: 1
Coding region: 1-1701 (566 amino acids)
Biological process (GO): polynucleotide 5' dephosphorylation; 7-methylguanosine mRNA capping
Cellular component (GO): mRNA capping enzyme complex
Molecular function (GO): polynucleotide 5'-phosphatase activity
Source: RefSeq, a predicted model, not a curated record